UAAGAGUUUAAUUAGAUGAUUCACUAGUGUCGUGGAACUACUUUUUUAACUCCAGGCUAGGGACAAGAAUCCAGGUAGUUGAAUUUCUUUUUCAGUGGUUUAGGCCUAAUAGUUCCUUGUGACUCAGCUUCUCAGUCCCAUGUACCUCAGAUGAUUCCCUGCAUUCCUAUUGCAACAGUGUAAUUUGCUUGUUAUUUGAAAUUAUAUCCUGAGCAUAUAUGUAGUUUACAAAAAUUAAACCUCAGGAAAAGUAAAACUACAAAAACUGAUAAAGACAGUUUUAACAUUUGUGAGCUAUCUUCUCCAUCUAGGUUAUGUGCCUAUGGAGUGAAGUCCUAGGAGCUAAUCAAGGCAUUUUGUUAAUUAUGUUAAUUUUAGAUCAUUGAAAGUGUUUGUAGAAAGAUCACUUUCCUUCCAGCAAAAGUAAAUGCAGUGGCAGUGUUUUUCUUAUGUUCUUAGAAAAUGCAUCUAUUUACUUUGGUGGAACUUUUGUACAUUAAGAGAACUAUCUGCUAUUGUGGUUUCCAUUUCCUUCAGUCUCGCCUUGAAAGGACUUCUUACCCUGUUGUAAUGGCAGCCGAAGUGCAAAUGGUACUUUAUGAAGAUGAUUCAGUGCAGGUCCAAUAUGUUGAUGGUUCCAAAUUACAGCUUUCUCCCUGUGGCUCUGAAUUUUUAUUUGAAAAGUCACCUCCUGUUUCAGCACACCCUUUAGAACAACCAGAAAGAAUUCGUCAAAGGACACACUUUGUUAUUAGCACUUACCGAGAGCAACUACAGCGAGCCCUAGAUUUUCGAAACUCUUCAGCUUCUUGCCUUUUUUUAUCUGAAAGCAUCAUACCUUCUGAAAGAAAAAAGUGCAUCUUCAUUGACAUCUCUGAAGUCAGAUGGCCCCGUCUCGAUCCAGAUGAUAGCAUGAUAUGUACAGAGAGUGGCACUGUGAAGAUAACAUCUUUAGAUGGUCAUGCAUACCUUUGCCUGCCCAAAUCUCAGCAUGAAUUUACAGUGCAUUUUUUGUGUAAAGUUAGUCAAAAGCCAGAUUCAUCUGUAGUAUUUUCAGAAAAAAAUAAUCAAGCCCCAAAAGGUGGACUAGUUGAAAAAAACAGCAAAAUCUGUACAUAUGGGGCUUUAUCAGGACAAAGACUGAAGAAUAAAGAAAAUGAGCUUUAUUGCCAGGUCUUAAAAUCCAAAGAAACUUUAGGGAAGAUGAACUGUAUAAAUGGAAGUGAAGAAAGGGGAGAGCUGCCUUUUCCUGAUACAAAUCACACAUAUGUAUACACAUGGGUAAAGCAGUGCUGGUCUGUCGCCUCCUGUCCAGAGGAAUGGAGAUACCCUUUGUCUUUAGCACUUCAUUUUCAAAAUAAAGUUAGCAACAUGUCUAAAACUGCAGAUAUCACGAGUAGAAUUUUAACUUCUGACGUUUCAGAGGAAAGAAGAAAAGAGGUUUCUGUUCUUCCCAGGACCCUGUUACUUAGCUGUUCUGCCCCACACCUGCACAGGUGGAAUUUUUGUGAUUCACUUGCACAGAGAGAGUCUGGUAAAGAAUAUUCCUAUCCUGAACUAGUGAAAAUGGUUUGGUAUAAGGGUGUCACAUAUAGGCUUACUCAUAAAAAUGUGAACUCAAUAGAGAUUUAUCCUGGAGAUGGAUCUGUUUUCAAAUCAGAGGGAGCCUAUUUGGGGAACUAUUUUACAUAUUAUCCUAGUCCAGAAGGAUCAGAAGAGAGAGAAGAGAAAACUUACUCAGUAAAUAACCUUCCUCCAGAUAGACCAGGAAAUCCGUUCUCUGUGUGUUCUCUGAUUAAACAGGCCACCAGAAUUCUCCAACAUUGUGCCAAGACGAGACUUUCUUUAAGUCAUAACUAUUGCAUAUGCUGCUGGAAAAUGAAAUCUGGAAUAGAUGAUAGCAAUAUAUUGCCUUUGCUUUUGCAAGAAUCAUUCAUACCCAACAUGGGAAGAUUUCUUGCCUACUCUGAUGACAAAGUACAUGCUAUCUUUGUAGAUGGCAUUACUGUAACCCUAAAUUGGAAUUUCAGCUCUUCUGUUGAAAAAAGACAGGUGAAUCAAGGUCUCAAGUUAGGUUGGUGUAAGUUAACUUUUCCUGAUGGACAAGAUGAGUUAAUUGAAAUUGAACACCCUGGACCAUAUGAAAGAUAUGUGACAACAGUAACAUCAUGGUGCAGAAGACUUACCCAGAUUAGUCCAAGAGAGAUGCUCACACAUCCUUCAGCUUUUAUUCCUGAAGAAAAUUGGUCUGUUGCUUCUGAACUUGAAAAGAUACAGAAGUUUAACUUGCUACUGGAGAAUAGUGGUAUCCUAAACCAGAUUUCUAACAAGAAAAAUGAACAGUCUUCUGAUUAUUAUAAACCAAGAUCUUCAGAAACCUUGCUAGAAGAAUUUAAUGAAAAGAAAGUAUCAGUAGCAUUGGAAAAAACUUCCAAAAUUCUUCAGGAUAUUGAUUGUCUUUUAUCAAACUCUAAAAAGUGAAAAAUGGAAUUAUUAUUAAAUCUUGAGGAUGUUGUUUCAAAUGACUGGUACAAAAUUAUUAGUAAGCCAAGAAAUUGCAUGUAUUACUUCUACAUGACUAUGAGAAUUGACAAUUAACUUUGGUUGUAUUUUACCUAACUUGCAAAAUUUUUAAAUAUACAAUAAAUUUUAUUAAUAAA
Messenger RNA from Marmota flaviventris (yellow-bellied marmot), 2660 nucleotides. It is a transcript of the gene C5H5orf34, whose product is annotated as chromosome 5 C5orf34 homolog. Lineage: Eukaryota; Metazoa; Chordata; Mammalia; Rodentia; Sciuridae. The record is from RefSeq and is a predicted model, not a curated record.